AUGUCGCCUGCCUUUGCCGCAGGCAGGUUGCUCAGCGUCGAUGCCUUGGAUGACACGGCCGGCUUCUUGGUCUUGAGCAGCGAGUCGCUGCUUGCAGACGAGUCAGACUCGGCGCCGCCGCCCCCUGGGCCUUGGGCCACGGCCCCCUCUCAUCGUGUACGACUCACCUAUCAGCAGGUCGAGCGCUUGGUUUGCGCGAUUGUGGACUUUGGCUUGAUCCCGAGGCCACUUCGCGUCUUGGAGCUCGUUCGCGUAAGCAAUUCGGAGUUCUUGAAGCUUGGUGUCGAGGGCUGUCGCCCACGCUGA
Molecule: messenger RNA, 306 nt
Organism: Pyricularia pennisetigena
Lineage: Eukaryota; Fungi; Ascomycota; Sordariomycetes; Magnaporthales; Pyriculariaceae
Exons: 2
Coding region: 1-306 (101 amino acids)
Source: RefSeq, a predicted model, not a curated record